Saccostrea echinata is the source of this 7766-nucleotide messenger RNA. RefSeq names its product transcription initiation factor TFIID subunit 1-like. The transcript has 42 exons. Gene Ontology annotation, cellular component: transcription factor TFIID complex. Bases 131 to 5782 code for a protein of 1883 amino acids. Gene Ontology annotation, biological process: transcription by RNA polymerase II; RNA polymerase II preinitiation complex assembly. The record is from RefSeq and is a predicted model, not a curated record. Lineage: Eukaryota; Metazoa; Mollusca; Bivalvia; Ostreida; Ostreidae. Gene Ontology annotation, molecular function: TBP-class protein binding; RNA polymerase II general transcription initiation factor binding; histone acetyltransferase activity.
GUGAAAUAAGCUGAUAAGUAGACCAAUGCCUAUCAACAAUACACUCCUUGGAAUCUCCAUUAUGCAGAUAUCUUAAACUUAUCCUGUUGGGUUCUAAUUGAUUCAAGUUAAGAGACUUAAUAUCACCAAGAUGGACAGUGAAGAUGAGCAUGACCCUUCUGAUCAGACCAUGUCUUCAUUGACUGGAUUUCUGUUUGGAAACAUUGAUGAAAAGGGUGAUCUGACUGAAGAUUUUUUGGAUGAGGAAUCUAAAAGACAUUUGGGUUCUCUGAGUUCCCUUGGAGGUAUAGGUGUGAUGGUCAAAGAGAUCACCGAGGUUCAGGGAGAAGAUGAGCAAAAUGAUUAUGAAAAUGUAUCAGAGGACUUCACUGCCAAGUCCCCAUCAGCAAUUGAUUAUUCAGAUAUCAAUGAAACUGUGGAUGAAGAGACAGAGAGAGUGAAGGAAGCUAUGCAAAGUCUUGCUUUGCCUAUGAAAGUAAGCACAGAAGAGGAUGAUUAUGAUGAUGAAAAAGAUAUCAAAUUAAUGCCUCCACCAUCUUGGGUGCCUAAACCCCCUAAAACAGAUGACAGCACAAGUAAACUGUCUCCCUCAAAGAGCAGCCCUGAUAAGGCCAAGGUGGCUACUCCACUGGCUGCCAUGUUACCAGAGGAACUCAGUGAUAUAGACGUCACAGCACUGUUUCCGGAAUUCAGACAUGGGCAGGUGUUGAGGUUUUCCAGGCUAUUCAAGCCACAAUAUGUACAUCACUUGUAUAAAAGAAAGAAGAAAAAGAAACCAGCAGAGGAAGAAAAGGACAAUCAAAAAGAGUUAUCAGAGGAAGAUAAAAAAGCAAAACAGGAGGAACAACGCUUAACAAUGACUCCACUGGAAAGAGUUAUAGCUGAGGCAGAGCAUAACAAAAGAGCUCAUGAGCCACCUUCUGAAGGUGAAAGUUCAGCUGAUGAACCAAUCAGUAGCGAGGAAGAGCAGGAAGAGGCCGAGUGGGAGGAGCCAAUAAAACUCAACUUUGGAAGAUUGCCAAAACCAGAGGAAUGUUUGCCUGAUGAUGAGGAGAUGCUUCUGAAGCCACUGGAGCACAAAUCAGUCACAGGGACAACCUCCAAGGGCAAAGAAGAGAGUGGUGGGAUUAAGAUUGCCCCAUGGCGUUAUGGCCCUGCCCAGUACUGGUAUGAUUUAUUAGGAGUGGAUGAAUCAGGAGAGGACUUUGACUAUGGAUUCAAGAUGAAACCCAAAGAGGAGAUUGAGGCUGAUAAGAAAGAACUUGAGAAUCUGAAGAUGAAUCCCGAGGCAUUCCUAAUGGUCACCCAACUGAACUGGGAGGAUGAUAUUAUUUGGAAUGGAGAAGAUGUGAAGCAAAAAAUCCUCCAAUUACAGAAACAGAAGGCUUUAUCUGCAGGUUGGAUACCAAGCACUCAGUAUAGGACAGCGUCCAUGUUCACGCAACAGGCAGUUCAGAUCCCAUCUUCUGGAAUGUCUCCAAAAAUGACACCCAACUUCAUGACUCCUGGUUAUUCCAAAACGCUUCCAGGAAUCUCCCCGGUAUACAAGCCAGGACAAACUCAAACAGGUCUAGAUGGCAUAGACCAGAGUAAGGACAAAGAGACAUGGUAUUCUAUAUUUCCAAUUGAGAACAGGGAUCUCCUCUAUAAGAGGUGGGAGGAUGAUAUCAUUUGGGAUGCAGAGAACAUGGAGAAAAUCCCUACUCCCCCUGUGCUGACUUUGGAUCCCAAUGAUGACAAUAUUAUCCUGGAAAUCCCAGAGGAUAAAGAUCCCAACGAAAAAAGUAAAGAGCCUGUCAAAAAGGAGAAGGCAGAGGUGAAAAAAUCAAAGCUUCUUCUUGGGAAAGCAGGAAUCAUCAAGGAUGAUGGAGAAGAGGAAGAGGAUCAGACCCCAACAAUGCAGACAAAGGACCCAUUUAACCUGUCUAAUGAUGAGUAUUACAAUCCAAAGUUACUGGACAGUGCCAUCAAAGGAGGGAUAGGAAAAAGUCUUAUUCAGCAUUCCACUCCAGCCUUAGAGUUGAGACAGCCUUUCUUCCCCACACAUAUGGGUCCAAUGAAAUUGAGGAGCUUCCAUCGACCUCAGUUGAAGAAGUACUCCCAUGGUCCUAUGUCAACACAUGGUCCUCACCAGGUCCUCCCACUCCUCAAACAGAUCAAGAGGAAAGCAAGGAUGAGGGAGCAAGAGAGACUGGCCUAUGGAGGAGGUGACAUCUUCUUUAUGAGGACCCCCCAGGAUCUGACUGGAAUGGAUGGGGAAAUCAUAAUGGCAGAAUAUUCUGAGGAAUAUCCUCCACUCCUGAUGCAAGUUGGCAUGGCCACCAAGAUUAAAAACUACUACAAAAGGAAACCUGGAAAAGAUUCCCAGCCACCAGCAUAUAAAUAUGGAGAGCUGUCUUAUGCUCAUACAUCUCCAUUCCUGGGAACUCUCAUGCCAGGACAAUCUAUUCAGGCUUUUGAGAAUAACAUGUUUAGGGCACCUAUAUAUGAGCACAAAGUGCCAGAAACAGAUUUCCUAAUCAUCAGAAAUAGACAAAAUUUCUUUAUAAGAGAAGUAGAGACUAUCUACACUGUUGGUCAGGAAUGUCCACUGUUUGAAGUUCCAGGUCCAAAUUCUAAAAGGGCAAACAAUUUUAUCAGAGACUUUCUACAGGUCUUCAUAUAUCGAUUGUUUUGGAAAAGUAAAGAUAAUCCAAGAAGAAUAAAAAUGGAUGACAUCAAGAAGGCUUUUCCAAACCAUUCAGAAAGCAGUAUUAGAAAGAGACUAAAAUUAUGUGCAGACUUCAAAAGAACAGGAAUGGACUCUAACUGGUGGGUGGUGAAACCAGACUUUCGCCUACCCACAGAGGAGGAGAUGAGAGCCAUGGUGUCCCCAGAGCAGUGCUGUGGAUACUUCAGUAUGCUGGGGGCUGAACAGAGGCUCAAGGAUGCUGGUUAUGGGGAGAAGUCAUUAUUUGCACCUGAAGAUGAUAAUGAGGAAGAUACUCAAUCUAAAAUAGAAGACGAGGUAAAAACUGCUCCUUGGAAUACUACAAGAGCCUACAUUAGUGCUGUUAAAGGGAAAUGUUUACUGGACUUAAAUGGUGCAGCAGAUCCUACAGGCUGUGGGGAAGGGUUCUCUUAUGUGAAAGUCCCCAACAAACCUCAGCCGAAGGAGGAGGGUAAGGAGCAAACCCCUCAGAAAAAGACAGUCACAGGUACAGAUGCAGAUCUGAGAAAGCUAAGUCUGAAGGAUGCUAAACAGCUGUUGAGAAAAUUCCAAGUUCCAGACUCAGAGAUCAAGAAGUUGUCUAGAUGGGAGGUCAUUGAUGUGGUCAGAACAAUGUCAACAGAGCAGGCCAAAGCAGGGCAGGAAGGAAAAGCUGGUAUGAGUAAAUUUGCCAGAGGAAACAGAUUCUCAGUGGCGGAACAUCAAGAGCGUUAUAGGGAGGAAUGCCAGAGAAUAUUUGAUCUUCAGAACAGGGUUCUAGCUUCUGAGGAAGCACUGUCCACAGAUGAGGGAUCCAGCUCAGACAAUGACUCAGACUUUGAGGAGAUGGGGAAGAAUCUGGAGAGCAUGCUCUCAAAUAAAAAGACCAGCUCUCAGUUGUCUCAUGAGAAAGAAGAAGCAGAAAGAAGAGAGUUGAGGAAGAUGUUGAUGGGUGGAGAAGAUGGGAAGGACAAGGGAGACAAAUUAAGCAAGUCCAAGAAAGAGGAAGACUCUGGUCCUGCGGUUGGUAGAAAGCUAAAGAUCACGAGGACAUUUAAGGAUGACAAUGGUUCUACUUACACUAGGACAGAGUGGGUGGUGAAACCCGCUGUGAUUGACACCUACGUCAGGAUCCGAGAGAAGAAAGACACUUCAUUCAUAAAAUCAUUUGCUUUAAUUGAUGAGCAACUGAAGGAAGAAAUGAGGAGGGAAAAGAGGAGGUUACAAGAGAGGUUGAGGAGGAUAAAAAGAAAUGAAGAGAGAGCCCAGCAGGCACCACCGCCAACCAAGAAAAAGAAAAAGCAGGAAACACCAUUCAACAGCAAAUUGAAAUGUGGAGCCUGUGGACAGAUUGGUCACAUGAGGACGAACAAGGAGUGUCCAAUGUAUAACAAGUCAGGGCCUAGCACUGCUCCAGUUCAGGUCGCCAUGACUGAGGAGCAAGAGGAAGAGGAGGAGAAGAGUCUCCUCCAGAAUGAUGACCUCAUUAAGGUCGAGGGCACCAGGAUCAUGUUCUCCAAGAACCUUGUUGAACAUGCUGAGCAAGUGAAGAGAAAGUCAUUAGUUCUGAAGUUCCCAAAACAAGUCACAAAAGCAGAGAAGAAGAAACGAUUUGGAACUGUUAUUCACUGUGAUUAUCUGAAGAAACCUAAGCAGACUUCAAACAGAAGAAGAACAGACCCACUUGUGACACUCUCCACCAUCUUUGAGCACAUUUUGAAUGAGAUGAGGGAUUUACCAAAUACCCAGCCAUUUUUGUUCCCUGUCAGUGCAAAAGAAGUGCCAGAUUAUCACAGAGUCAUCAAAACUCCUAUGGAUCUUCAGACAAUGAGAGAAAACAUAAGGUCCAGAAAGUAUGAAUCCAGAGAGAGGUUUCUUAUUGACGUGAAUCAAAUUGUGGAGAAUUGUAAACUCUACAAUGGUCCAAAAAGUGCCCUUACUCUCACUGCUCAGAAGAUGAUGGAGCUGGUCUUCAAAAGAUUUGCAGAGAAAGAAGAUAAGUUGAUGAGGCUGGAGAAGGCCAUUAACCCACUGUUAGAUGAUAAUGACCAGGUGGCUUUCUCCUUUAUACUGGAGAAUAUCAUAGCACAGAUGAAAGCCAUAGAAAAUUCUUGGCCUUUCCAUCAACCUGUCAAUCGCAAGUUUGUAAAGGAUUACUAUGAUGUCAUUAAGAAACCUAUGGAUCUAUCCUCUCUGCUAAAGAACGUACAAAGCCAUAAAUAUCAGACCAGAGAGCAGUUUUUGGCAGAUGUAGACCUUAUCUACCAAAACUGUGAGAAAUACAAUGGACCAGGCAGCAACUACACAAAAACUGCCCUCAAAAUGAGUGAACUUUGUAGGGAAAGGCUACAAGAGAAUGAGGAGAGCCUGAGUCAGAUGGAGAAUGACAUUCGUGCUGCACAGGAAGCAGCUCUGGAGGCAGUAGAAACUGACAGCAUCAUGACGGGGACAUCUGCUAAUCCAGAGGAUAGCAGUCUGUUUGGACUGGACAAUGAGAGCAUUGAAGAUGCCAGCAUGUCUGCCUCGAGAGAGAAUAUCACAAUUGCUGAGGACACGAAUGAUGACAGUAUGAUGGCAUUAAACACCAGGAAAGGGUUGAAUCAGUCAGGAAACUCGGGAUAUGACUCGGAGUAUGUAGACAUAGAGGGAGAUGAUGAGAACGCAGACACUCAGGAUGGAGUGGAUCAGGAGCAGCUAGAUGCCUCAAGUCAGGGUGAUGGUCUGGCUCAAGAUUUACAGAUAACUCCUGAAAACUCUGACAAUGAAGAUAUGGGUGACCAGGACAGCAAAGAUUUCCAGAGUGAACUCAGUAUGUCUCAGUUUGAAAACUCUGAACAGUAUUAUCAGUAUCCGGUCCACUUCCAAGAGGAAGAUGAGAACAGUUUUGAUCCCUCAGACUUUUUCAUGCACAGCUCACUGGCACAGGAGGCAGCAGCCAAUCAAAUCAAACAGGAGGAGUCGGGGGAGGGGUCUGCACCUGUUGCCAUGGAGACUGAUAUAAACAAUGACCUUGCUGUGUCAGACAGUGAAGAUGAGGGCGAACAGAUGACAGGAACAGGAAAUGAUGGAUUUGAUAUUGACGAAUUCUUUUAGUGAGGGAAAUGUUCUGCCACAAACAUGUCUUUCAAAGUGACUUAUUUUUGUGAAGUUUGCCCAUUAUAUCAAGACAACAUAGUUUGAAAUAUGUAUUUUUUAUGAAGAGGAAUAGAAUAAAUCUGAAUUUUUGUUUUUAUCUCUAUGAGAUAGUAUGAAUGUGUCAGAAUGAUUUUGUUUAUCAAUUGCUUUAGUUAUUGUUUAGUGCUAAAUACAAGUGCUUCUUUUGUGCAUUUCAAUAUCUUGUAUUUGCUGGCAAAUUCCAACACAUUCUUAUACAGAAAAAUCAAAACAGUGGUCAUUGUGGUACCAAUAGUUAUAUUUUUCACCAUUAUGUGUGCAGACCAAUUCAGCUGAUGUACAUUAUUGUUGUUAAGUUAUGUAGUAAUUCUGCAAUUCUAAGACUACCAUUAUUUUAAAUCAGAAUAUGUGUCUUGGCACUUAUUUAUGUUACCUCCGAGAGGUAUACAUGUAAGUUCAGCAUUGUUCAUGUAUUUUGAACUGAGCUGCAUUACUUUUUUACUUUGACAGAUUAGAGUUGGUUUCCAUUUUGAUGUGAAAUCAUUGACUCAUGAAGAAAUGUUGUCCAAUAUUUUAUAGCAGAUUAUGAUAUUUUUUUCUUGUGUGUUAAGAGAGAUACAUGUACUUAAUGUCAUCCUCAUUUUUAUCAUCAUCAUCAUUAAGUCAGAUUUUAAAUUUCCAUUUUGUUAGAUCAGAAGUUUAAUACAUUUAUUUAAUAAAAGGAAACAUGCAUAUUUUUUUUUUGCCCCAGUAAAGAUUUGGGGGAUACAGUUUUUGGUCUGCAAAAACUUUGCCCAUAACUUUUGAAUGGUUGGUACAUGUACUAGGGCUUUCAUAUUUCACAUGUGUAUUCCAAGUGACAAGAUUUUUCUUUGGGUACCAACUUAUUUGACCUCUUGACCUUGGAGUUUGACCUACUUUUGCAAAAAUUUACCAAACUUAAACCUUGGCCAUAACUUUUGAAUGGUUGGAGCUAGGGCUUUUAUAGUUUACACGUAUACUAGUAUUCCAUGUGUCUUGACUUUUCUUUUUGGUACAAACAUUCUUUACUUUCUAACCUUGACCUCUGAGUUUGACCUACUUUUGAUAAACUUAAAAAAACUUUACCUUGGACAUAUCUUUAGAAUGGUGGGUGUUAGGACUUUCAAAUAUCCCAUGUGUAUUCCUUGUGAAGAGACCUUUCUUUUGGUACCAACAUUUUUUACCUCAUGACCUUGACUUUGGAGUUUGACCUACAUUUGAAAAACUUUAACCUUGCCUGUAACUUUUGAAAGGUUGCUGCUAGGGUUUUCUUAUUUCACUUAUGCAUUCCAUAUGACAAGACUUUUCCUUUGGUACACGUACCAUUAUUUUUUAACCUCAUGACAUUGACCUUGGAGUAUGACCUACUUUUUGAAAAACUUCAACCUUGGCCAUAUUUUCUGAAUGUUUGAUACUAGAGAUAUCAUAUUUCACAUGAAUGUGUAUUCCUUGUGACAAGACCUUUCUUUGGGUAUCAAGAUUUUUGAACUCUUGACCUUGAAGAUUGACCUACAUUUCAAAAGCUUUAACCUUGGCCUUGAGGUGCCAUAUAGGGGCAUCAUUGUUUCACAGACACAUCUUGUUUUUUGGUGUGUGUUUUUUUUUUGUGGUGUUUUUGUACGAGUAAGGGGUAUUAUUGUACACUCCUUUUCUGCAGUACACUCCUUUUCUGCACUAAAUUUCUUAAGGCUUGUAGGGAUGAGGUAGGAAAGGAGAAUAAAUCAACUUGCAAUGAAAAUUUACAAAAACGUAAUGAAAAUAUAUGGCUGAAGUGGGAAUCGUAACCUUGACCUCUGCACUAAAGGUGGACAUAUUUCCCAAUAUUCAGUCAUUAACCUUUUACAUUUUUUAAUGCCAAUUACAAUUUUUUUUCAAUUCUUAUAUGGUAUCUCUGAGUUUCUUGUCAUAAACAUCCUCGAAAUAUAAGCAACUGGUAGUUCAA